Colletotrichum lupini is the source of this 159-nucleotide messenger RNA. RefSeq lists its product as uncharacterized. The transcript has a single exon. The record is from RefSeq and is a predicted model, not a curated record. NCBI's taxonomy places the organism in Eukaryota, Fungi, Ascomycota, Sordariomycetes, Glomerellales, Glomerellaceae. The annotation marks the transcript as partial.
CGUAUAGGCAGGGUUUUUCUAACUAGUCUGCUACCUUCGGGGCUGAGGCGCAGUGCAGACGCCCAUUAUACGGAUGAUGGCUCUAGGCGUCUAGGGGGUAUGUCACGAGAUAUAGAUGUAGUUAAUACUACCCAUAUUAAGUGGGCCCGCUUUUUAUAA